CUCACCACCCAACCUUUGUGGAUCCUCCAGCUACAAUCUUGCUCUCAAAUACUUCCUACCCGCCCUCCUGGUUUGCGUCUCUCUGUUCUCUUCGCGCGAUCCUCUCGUCAACAAACAGGCUCGGUGAUGCUCAGCUGAGGCUGUACGCUGAAGAUGACUUCCAUCGGCGGAAUGGGGAGCCAGGCUAUCGACAUCAACACUAGAUACAUCAAUGCAUUAAGAACACAAUCGAAAAGACCUCGAGAUGUUCGACCCGACCUUGCACACUCCGAAUGGAGUGUAGAGUACACCCAAACACCACCGUCUCCUCGACCUACCACUGUCAGUCCUCAAUAUUCCCAGACACACUCCGUGAAACCCCCGAAACCCACCAGACAACCGGGGCUCUUGGAACUUCAAAGAUACGACCCACGAUAUCCUGGCUUGCUUCUUCAGCCAGAUUCCAGGCCAAUAAGCCAGGAGCAGUUGGCCUCCGAAGUCAAGAGCAUCUACGCAGGGUUGACAAUGGUGGAGACCAAGUGUGUACAUGUUGACCGUGCACAAGUCCAAGCCGCGGCUGAUUCGAACGAAUCCAAGCUUGGUCCAGACCAUUGGCAAGCUCUGAUAGCCCUUCACAGAACUCUCCUCCAUGAGCAUCACGACUUCUUCCUCGCAUCCCAGCAUCCCUCGGCCAGCCCGGCUCUUCGACGACUUGCGACAAAGUAUUCCAUGCCUGCACGUAUGUGGAAGCAUGGAAUCCACUCAUUCCUGGAGCUUCUCCGUCGGCGCCUGCCAGAGUCGAUCGACUAUAUGCUGGCCUUUAUCUACCUUGCUUAUCAAAUGAUGGCCCUUUUGUACGAAACAGUACCAGCUUUCGAGGAUACGUGGAUUGAGUGCCUCGGUGAUUUGGGUCGGUAUCGGAUGGCCGUUGAGGAUGAAGAUUUGCGAGAUAGGGAGACUUGGGCCGGUGCCCGCUCUUGGUAUUCCAAGGCAGCGGAUAAGAAUCCCACUGUUGGCCGUCUCUACCACCAUCUUGCUAUCCUGGCAAGGCCAAACGCUCUUCAACAGCUUUACUACUACGCUCGUUCCUUAACCUGUGUGAAACCUUUCCCAAGCGCACGGGAAUCUAUCUUCACUCUCCUGGAUCCUAUAUUGGGUCGUCAAACAGCGGCGUCCAACGCUCACGCUCUGCCGAUCGACACAAGUUUUAUCCAGGCCUAUGGAGUGUUGUUUAAGAAAUUGACUCCCGAGAAAUUCGGAGAUGCCAUGGUCCAAUUCCAAUCACAACUCGACUCUCAUAUAGGUAGAGUGACUGCCAAGUGGAAAGAGCAGGGUGUGUAUAUCGCUGUCACGAAUAUCUCUGGUCUUUUCGACUACGGGGCAAAUAACAGUAUCCUUCGGCUCCUGCUGGAACGGCAUAGCGUCUCCCAACAGAGAGGGCUUCCAAAAGAACAUAGCCAUCGUCCACCACCAGCCUCAGAUUUCGAUUUCAGGCUAUCCAAAGCCUUGACCUUGACCAUGUCAACCCUUAGCAUGGUUUUACGACGCAUUGGGGAGAAGCACGUACUGCCUCAUGUUCAUGUCCUCCUCGCUUUCAUGUCCUCCUUCACCAGCCCCAUCAUCAACCUGUCAAAGUGUUUUUCAGUUUGUCCAAGCAUCAUCACUCUAAUGAGCGGCCUCUCCAUGCUACCAACUGCAACUGCAUUACCUCUCCUCGCCCACCAGGCUCCCCCUGCCGAAGAGAAAAGGACCACAUACUCAGAUGAUUCUAUCGGCGAUUGGAUCAUCUCUAGCGCCGUUCUGGUGUACUUGGUCAUAGCGUAUUGGCUUGAUCCGAAGACCAGAAAGCUUUCCCUCGCGGGGAGUGUCAUAUCGGCCACCUUCUGGGUUGCCAUGGUCUCGGAAGGCGAUCGCCCCGAAUUUCCUUCAAAAUAUCGCUGGAAGUAAGUGGGAUAUCAGUUUUGUUUCAGUGCAAAGGGGUAUCACACCACUGGCAUACGAGAGCCCUUGGCUUUCGGUACAGUCCAUGUUACCACUACUGUGUGGUACCUCAACGAAUACGCUGACAUGGCUCGCAGUAUCCUGAAAACUUGGGCAGCAACGACAGUCGCCCUG
This is a messenger RNA of Lindgomyces ingoldianus, 2094 nucleotides long. RefSeq lists its product as uncharacterized. NCBI's taxonomy places the organism in Eukaryota, Fungi, Ascomycota, Dothideomycetes, Pleosporales, Lindgomycetaceae. The record is from RefSeq and is a predicted model, not a curated record. Gene Ontology annotation, molecular function: telomerase RNA binding; telomeric repeat DNA binding; protein binding. The coding region runs from base 154 to 1926 and encodes 590 amino acids. The transcript has 3 exons. Gene Ontology annotation, cellular component: telomerase holoenzyme complex. Gene Ontology annotation, biological process: nuclear-transcribed mRNA catabolic process, nonsense-mediated decay.